CGUUGUAAAUAUCUUUCAAGCGUAAAUAUAUAUAUAUAUUCUGUUACUGGUCGUUGGUUUCAUACCCUUUGUUCGCCGUUCGAUUGAUCUAUCCAAGCCAUGGCUCCGCAGGAAACAUACUCGGCGCCAGUGUCUGGUGGCAACAGAACUAUGAAAGCAGUACGAUUCCACGGUGAAUUGGAUCUGAGAUAUGAGGAUCUUGCGAUCCCCAAGGUGGGAAAGGGUCAGGUGAAGUUGAGGCCAGCAUGGGUGGGCAUCUGCGGAACUGACCUUCACGAAUACCUCGAUGGCCCAAACAUAUGCCCAACAACACCACAUCCUAUAACUGGCGAGAAAGUUCCACUGACCCUCGGUCACGAAUUCAGCGGCGUGAUAGAAGAGGUUGGAGAGGGGGUGGACGACUACAAGCCGGGUGAUCGAGUGGUGGUGCAGCCAAUCAUCUAUGACGGAACUUGCGGUGCAUGCCUCGAGGGACUAAUAAACUGCUGCUACAGCAAUGGGUUCAUCGGAUUGAGCGGCUGGGGAGGUGGAUUGGCUGAGCAUAUCGUUGUUCCAACUUCAACGCUAUAUCGAUUGCCGGAUAAUGUGCCAUUGGACGUUGGAGCGCUCGUCGAACCACUCUCUGUUGGCUGGCAUGCGGUCAAGGUCAGCCCUUUCAAAUCCGGAGACUCGGUUCUCAUCCUCGGAGGAGGUCCUAUUGGUCUCGCGGUGAUCCAGGCCUUGAAGGCGCGAGGUUGUGAGAAGAUCAUCGUCUCGGAAGUGUCUCCUCGCCGGAAAGAAUUCGCAAAAUCGUUCGGCGCACACUAUGUUCUCGACCCGACCAAGGACGACAUAGUAACCGGAUGCAAAGAGCUCUGCGAGAAGCAGGGUGUGCAUGUCGUCUUCGACUGCGCUGGAGUGCAGGCGGGUCUCGAUCAAGCUAUCCACGCAGUACGCGCCCGCGGAACCAUCGUGAACGUGGCUAUCUGGGCGAAGCCAGCAGUAAUAAACCCGAACGACUUGGUGUUUAAGGAGAGGCACUACACUGCGGUCGCGACGUUUGUGAAGGGAGAUUUCCAAGAUGUCAUCGAUGCCAUCUCUGCUGGCAAGAUGAACCCAAAGAGUAUGAUUACAAAAAAGAUCAAGUUGAACGAGGUGGAAGAGAAGGGAUUCAAAACGCUCAUCAACGACAAAGACAAUCAGGUGAAGGUGUUGGUGGAAGUGAGUGGCGGAUUAUAACCGGACUUGGCUGCUGUGUUUCAAUUGGCAGGAUUUCUUGCACUGGUGUUUGGCAAAUUGAGCGAGUAUUGCUGUGUCGCUUUCAUUUCCUUCAUCUAGCGUAGGACUGUGCUAAGCGCAAAAUGUGACGG
Messenger RNA from Mytilinidion resinicola, 1349 nucleotides. RefSeq names its product GroES-like protein. Gene Ontology annotation, molecular function: zinc ion binding; (R,R)-butanediol dehydrogenase activity. The transcript has 5 exons. Gene Ontology annotation, biological process: butanediol biosynthetic process. Bases 100 to 1218 code for a protein of 372 amino acids. Gene Ontology annotation, cellular component: cytoplasm. NCBI's taxonomy places the organism in Eukaryota, Fungi, Ascomycota, Dothideomycetes, Mytilinidiales, Mytilinidiaceae. The record is from RefSeq and is a predicted model, not a curated record.